ACUUGGAUAAAAAGGGGAGGUCCCUUGGACUUUCACUCAAUCAGCCUCUUCUUUCCUUUCUCUCUCUCUCCUCCGUCCUUUUCCUCUCUUUCUGCAAUGAAUUUCUUCAAAUCGGUCUUUGCAGACGACGAUCCAGAACCCGAUCCGCAAUCACCAACCUCAAAUCCACAAUCCCCAAACCCCGAAUCACAAUCACCCCAAUCCGAAAAUCAUCCCGCAACCCCUACAUGGGGGUUCGUCGGUGGCUUAAUCAAAACCUUCGCAACCAAAUCAGAAUCCGUCAUAGAAACCUACCGCCGGGAUUUACAGGAAUUUAGCUCCGGCCUCAAAAUGGAAACCCAGGUUUUCAAAGAAGUCGCAAGCUCGUCUCUCGAAGUUGGCGCUUCAAAGGCGCAAGAAUCGCUCGAAUCGGUCGGGCAAGCGAUUGAUAAUAUUGGAUCUGUUGUUUGGAAAUCUACGGCCCAGAUUAUUUCCCAGGGUUCAGAUUCCGAUCAAGAAUCCCAAGAUUUGAGUUUGCAUUCGAGUUCGAACACGAAGUUAGAUUUAACGGAUGGGAGGAAGUAUAGUAGGUUUGAUGCGCAGUUGCGGGGCAUUCAAUGUGACAUAAAUACGUACGUUGAGGAAUUUGAGGAUGAGGGUGAGUUUGAGAAGUGGAGAUUAUCGUUUGAUUUGGGGGAAAAAGGUGAGGAGAUGGAGAAUUUGAUGAGAGAGAAUGGGGUUAUGGAGGGGAUUUACAAGAGGGUUGUGCCGAGUGUUGUUGAUGACGAAUUGUUUUGGUUUAGGUAUUAUUAUAGGGUUCAUAAGUUGGAGCAAGCUGAAAGUGUUAGGGCUAAGUUGGUGGAACGAGCGAAUGAGGAUGAGGAGUUGAGCUGGGAUGUUGAUGAUGAAGAUGAAGAUGAAGAUGAAGAUGAAAAGGAGGAAGAAGAAGAGCAAGAGCAAGAGGAGGAGAAGGAGAAACCCGGAGCCGGGUUGGUAGACGAAUCGAGUCAGGUGAGCCCGGAUAAAGAGGCGAAAUCAGGAGGGGAUGAGGAGGUGGAGAAGAAGGAGAAGAAUGUGGAUGAGAAGACACCCUCAGAGGGGAGUAAAGAUAGUGAUAUUACAGUGGUUUCGAGCCAACCAGCUCGUGGGGAGGAUGAAGACGAUGAUCUUGGUUGGGAUGAGAUUGAGGAUAUUGGUAGUGAUAAUGAUGGGGAUGAAAAGAAAGGGAAGCAAAGUAGUCCUAGUAACAAGGAAGAAUUGCGAAAGAGGUUGAGUGUUGCUGAAGAUGAUGAUGAAGAUUUGAGUUGGGAUAUUGAAGAUGAUGAUGAACCAAUUAAGAAAAGCUAGAGAAGAAGGGUAUGUUACUUAGUAUUGGAUGUCAUGUAAUUGUUUAGUUUCAAAUAUAUGCCUAAGUUGAAUUCUUUUGUGUGGUUUUUAAGGUCAUUGUAUAAAGUAUCAAAAUUGGCUAAGACUGCUUUGUUCUAAUUGAUUUGAAAUUGAAUACUACGGAGUACAUUACAUUACA
Messenger RNA from Spinacia oleracea (spinach), 1504 nucleotides. RefSeq lists its product as uncharacterized. The record is from RefSeq and is a predicted model, not a curated record. The transcript has a single exon. Lineage: Eukaryota; Viridiplantae; Streptophyta; Magnoliopsida; Caryophyllales; Amaranthaceae. The coding region runs from base 97 to 1326 and encodes 409 amino acids. Gene Ontology annotation, cellular component: cytoplasm.